Molecule: messenger RNA, 1830 nt
Organism: Drosophila navojoa
Lineage: Eukaryota; Metazoa; Arthropoda; Insecta; Diptera; Drosophilidae
Product: zinc finger protein weckle
Biological process (GO): regulation of transcription by RNA polymerase II
Cellular component (GO): nucleus
Molecular function (GO): DNA-binding transcription factor activity; zinc ion binding; RNA polymerase II cis-regulatory region sequence-specific DNA binding
Source: RefSeq, a predicted model, not a curated record
GAAUAUUAAGGGAAGCACAACAAAGUGAAUUGUUUAUUAAUAUUGUUUUGCUUUUUAUUUUAACUUGAAUAAUGACGGGUAGCAGUGCUGUUAGAGAUGCCGCUAAAGUGUCACUGACCAGCACAGAUGCAACUGGCUGGCAUCGCUGGUGUCGUCUCUGCGCCAAAGAGCAUCCGGACAACGUAAAUGUGUAUUUCCGCAACGAUGAUCAGACAUGGACAAGUGUGCUGGCCGUGGCUAUUGGUAAAUAUUUUUGGGUCAAUAUCAAAAUGGAGGAUGAACUGAGCAACGCAUUAUGUAAAGAAUGCUGCACGCUGGUAGAGGAUCUAAUCGAAUUCUCCGAUCGAGUGAAUCGCGUCCAAACGCUUUUUAGCAAACUGCAGCAAGCCGGUUCACAGAAUACCUUAGACUAUAAUGAACUGCGAAAGGAAUGUGGCCUGCAAGCAGACGACUGGAAACAUAUCGUUUCGAAGGAGUCUGCCAUUAAAAAGACUGAAGCUGACGCAGUUGAAUACAUCGUCGAUGAAAUGGUCGAGUCAAUUGACGAAGCUGCAGAAAUAAUGGAUGAAAUUGAAGAAUCGGAAGAAUUCGUUGAGCAUGAUAAUGACAAUAACGCAUUCGACACGUACGCCGAGGAGAGCCCGGAGAAAGAGUACGUAGAAACAGAAUUAAUCAGAGAGGAAACGUACGUUGAGCAAGAGGACUCAAGUGAUGAGAGACAAACAGUGCUGAAACCGAAACCUCAUAUAAACUAUACUGACACAGAUGCAAGAGCAUCGAAAAAUGGAGAUGUACAAAAACGUGCAGAGACAGUCGCUGACACCAUCGAGGACCCCGAAGAUGCAGAUAGUGAGCACAAUCAAUUUAAAUGCACCACAUGUAGCAAAGGGUAUAAGAAUCAAUUGGCCUUUAAGCGACACAUGGCCGUAAUUCAUGGUCUGGUGCCCACAGAUAAAGACAAUCUAGAAUGUAAACGCUGUCACACCUACUUUGCGACAGAAGCUCAACUAACUGCCCAUUACCGUACGCAUUUGCAUGCCAAGGACAAGACGGAAAACACGUGUCCCUACUGUCCAAAGUUCUUCACAACAGCCGGAGCUCUCAAACGUCACGUAACGUGCAUCCAUGAGAAUAUCAAGCCAUAUAUUUGUGACUGCUGCGGCAAAGGCAUGAAGACUCUAACUGCACUUAACGAGCACAAGCUGGUGCAUACGGAUGAGUGUCCUUUUGAAUGUCCGAUUUGCUUUAGGCGGUUCAAAAACAAGGCCCGUCUGAAGAUACAUUCCGAUACGCAUACGAAUAACAACUACGAGUGUAAUAUCUGCGGCCUAAAGCUAAAUACCCGUCGCACACUCAAUAUGCACCAGCUGGUUCACACGGAUGCCAAACAGUACAAAUGUGAUGUAUGUGGUGCUGCAUUUAAGCGUGGCAAAACGUUGAAAGCGCAUUUGAUACUCCAUACGGGCAUUAGGCCGUAUAAGUGCAACUUUUGUGGUAAGGACUUUUCGAAUGGCUCCAAUUGUCGCAUGCACAAGCGCAAAACGCAUCCCAAAGAGCUGGCUGAGGAAGAAGCACGAGGUGUAAUGCGCUCUACCCUGCUGCCCAUGAUUACGGAGCUGACCGAAGCAUCCAAACGCGUUAAAAAACCGGCGAAACCAGGCACAGCAGUUAUGCGUAUAAGGGUCACGGAGGAGACAACAGAUCCAACAAAUGAGAACAUGUCCGACGAAGAAUUGGCAGCGGAGGCCGAUAACGAGGUGCUAUAUGAGAUUGUGGAGGAGUGUCCCUAAGUUGGUUACUGUAUUUAAAUAAAGAAUCCAAUUACUUUAA